Messenger RNA from Linum tenue, 7078 nucleotides. Lineage: Eukaryota; Viridiplantae; Streptophyta; Magnoliopsida; Malpighiales; Linaceae. The record is from the annotation of a GenBank genome assembly.
CAAAUAAAGCGAAAAAAUAAUUAAUAAAGAAAAUAAUAGAUGGGGCGGGCCGCGGAACGGCGGGAGAGAGGGAGGCAGAAAAGAACCGAACUACAAGGUCAGAGAAAAGACGGUGGAGAGAGAAGAUAAAACCCCGGGAAAGGGAGAGAUUCCGGGAAAUUCUAGGUUUACUCUCCUGCUUGAUUCCGUUUCAGGUAAAUAAGACGAAGGCUUGAUAAGUCAUAAGAGCUCGUGAUUGCAACUCUCACUGCACUCGCAACCAGGAAUCUGAAUCACAGCUGCUGCUUCUGUUCAUGGUUUUGCGGUGGUGUAUGAGGAAUGUGAUCUGUGAUCAUGGAGGACAAUGACGAUAAGCUUUUACUCAGAAGUUUGGGUGUUACAUCUGCGAAUCCUGAGGACAUUGAACGGCAUGUUCUAGCUGAGGCAGAAAACCAUGGCAAGAACAGUUCCGACGAGGGAAAGAACAUAGACGAGGAGCCUCAUGAGAAUUCAGAAAGUGUUAAUCCAUUGUCUACCAGCGAGGCCACACUCUACCAUAAACUAAGGGCUGUUAAAUAUGAAAUAGAUGCCGUAGCAUCCACUGUUGAACAAGAAAGGAAAGUAGUUAGUGAAGAUGACUCAGCUUGUGCUAAUGAUGGCACGACAGACCAACAAGAGGAAAAAAAUUGCGGAUCCAGUCCACUGAUUUCUUCAAAUGAUUCAACUCUGCAGCAAGCCCUAGCAGCUGAUAGACUUAGAAGUCUUAGGAGAACUAAGGCUCAAAUUGAAAAAGAACUAUCAGAUCUGCAUCAGAUUACUGUGGACAAGGAUGGAGAGCAUGAGAAACUGCUACAAGACAUUGUGAAGGAGCGCAGACCCAAAAAGAAGCCAAAAUCUUCCAAAAAGACUGAAAAACAUGAAGAUAAGCGUAAGAGAACAGUUUCAUUUGCUGAUGAUAAUGAUUUUGAUGCUGCAUUGGAUGCAGCAUCCAGGGGAUUUGUUGAAACAGAAAGGGAUGAAUUGGUCAGAAAGGGAAUUUUAACUCCUUUUCAUAAGCUUAAAGGGUUUGAACGGCGGCUACAACAACCAGGGCCGUCCAAUAUAUCUGAGAAUGAAGAAAUAGGUGCUGGUGAUCUUACCUCUGGCAGUAUUCUAAGGGCUGCUCAGUCAAUAUCAGACUCUGUGAAAGCUCGUCCAAGAACGAAGCUUCUUGAUCCUGACGAAUUGCCGAAGCUUGAUGCACCUACUCUUCCCUUUCAGAGGCUGAAGAAACCAAUCAGAGUUCCUGCCUCCCUGGAAAGUGAUGCAGAAAAAAGUAAAGCUUCAGGAAAAAGGAAGCGUCCAUUGCCUGGCCAGAAAUGGAGAAAGCGUAUUUCACGAGAAGAAAUCCCUUUGGAUGAUGCUGGAGAUGCACUGGUCGAGCUGGCUACAUCCAGCAAUGAAGAAGAGCUUCUAGAUGAUUCUGGAGAUGUUGAUGGCACUGACUGUCCUUUCAUAACACUUGAAGGUGGACUAAAAGUUCCAGAUACAAUUUUUAGCAAACUUUUUGAUUACCAGAAAGUAGGAGUGCAAUGGCUCUGGGAACUGCAUUGCCAGAGAGCGGGUGGCAUUAUCGGAGAUGAAAUGGGUCUUGGCAAAACGAUUCAAGUUUUGUCUUUCCUUGGAGCAUUACAUUUUAGUAAUAUGUACAAGCCAAGCAUUGUCAUUUGCCCUGUUACACUACUGCGCCAGUGGAGAAGAGAGGCGCGCAAGUGGUAUCCCAGUUUUCAUGUCGAACUACUGCAUGAUUCUGCUCAUGAUCUUCUUUCUAGAAAGAAGAGAGCAAAGUCUUUUGAAAGUGAUGAAGAUAGUGAUGCUUCUUUUGAUAGUGACAAUGAUGCGAGUUUAGCAUCUAAAAAGGGCAACAAAUGGGAGUCAUUAAUAGACCGAGUUUUGAAGUCAGAAUCUGGGCUGCUCAUUACUACGUAUGAGCAACUUCGGCUGCUUGGGGAUAAAUUGCUUGACAUUGACUGGGGAUAUGCAGUUCUGGAUGAAGGACACAGGAUUCGAAAUCCAAAUGCUGAGGUCACUCUAGUCUGCAAGCAGCUUCAGACUGUUCACCGCAUAAUAAUGACGGGAGCACCAAUUCAGAAUAGGUUAAGCGAACUGUGGUCUUUGUUUGAUUUUGUUUUCCCGGGAAAGUUGGGGGUCCUUCCUGUUUUUGAAGCAGAAUUCGCUGUUCCAAUCUCUGUUGGUGGUUAUGCAAAUGCUUCACCACUACAAGUAUCUACGGCGUACAGGUGUGCUGUGGUACUACGUGACUUGAUCAUGCCUUACCUGCUACGUCGUAUGAAGGCAGAUGUUAAUGCCCAUCUUCCUAAAAAGACUGAACAUGUACUCUUCUGUAGCCUUACAUCGGAGCAGCGAUCUGUGUAUAGAGCAUUUCUUGCGAGUGCUGAAGUUGAACAAAUUCUCAAUGGCAGUAGGAAUUCCUUGGCUGGGAUUGAUGUAAUGAGAAAGAUAUGUAACCAUCCUGAUCUACUUGAGAGAGAGCAUUGUUAUCAGAAUCCAGACUAUGGAAAUCCUGAGCGUAGUGGGAAAAUGAAAGUUGUUUCACAGGUGCUCAACGUCUGGAAGGAGCAGGGUCAUCAUGUUCUUCUUUUCACGCAGACUCAGCAAAUGCUUGAUAUCCUUGAAAAUUUCUUGGUCUCUCAUGGUUACAACUAUCGGAGAAUGGAUGGUCUAACUCCAGUGAAGCAGAGAAUGGCCUUAAUCGAUGAAUUCAAUAACACCGAUGAUAUCUUCAUUUUUAUUUUAACUACAAGGGUCGGUGGUUUAGGGACGAAUCUAACUGGUGCAGAUAGGGUGAUAAUUUUUGAUCCAGACUGGAACCCAUCAAAUGAUAUGCAGGCCAGGGAGCGAGCAUGGCGCGUUGGUCAGAAAAGGGACGUGACUGUAUAUAGGUUGAUUACUCGUGGGACUAUCGAGGAGAAGGUGUACCACCGACAGAUUUACAAACAUUUUCUUACUAACAAGAUACUUAAGAACCCUCAGCAAAGGAGAUUCUUUAAAGCUCGUGACAUGAAAGAUCUGUUCAUUUUGAGUGACGAUGGUGACGGUGGAUCAACUGAGACAUCUAACAUUUUUAGCCAGUUGUCUGGAGAUGUCAAUAUUGUUGCUGCGCAAAUGGAAAAGCUGGACAAUCAUAAUCAACACACCAUAAAUGGUGCAAGACAUGUUGUCGAUGAAAGGCAUAACUCGGAGGCCCUACUCACCAGGAGGAAGGUGAAAACAGAGGAGGUUUCUGAUCACAAAGACCCUGAAGAUGAUAAGGAAACAAAUAUCUUGAAGAGUCUUUUUGAUGCUAAUGGUAUACAUAGUGCAUUGGACCAUGACGCCAUUGUGAAUGCGCCCGAUGAAGAGAAAAUGAGGUUGGAGGAGCAAGCAUCUCAAGUCGCACAAAGAGCAGCAGAGGCAUUGCGUCAGUCGCGGAUGCUACGAAGUCGUGAAAGUAUCUCAGUGCCGACAUGGACAGGCAAAUCAGGCUGUGCUGGGGCACCACCAUCCACGACCCGUCAGAAAUUCGGGUGUACCGUCAGCUCUCAACUGAUCAUCAAGAAGACAUCGUCCAACGGAUCCAGCAGCAGCAAUGGGACAACCAGUAGCGGCCUUAAUGGUAUAGCAGCUGGAGCAUCUGCUGCCGGGAAGGCGUUAUCUUCAGCCGAGCUGCUCGCUAGAAUUCGUGGGAACCAAGAAAGAGCUGCUGGCGCGGCUGCGGGGCUUCAUGUUGCAGCAUCAUCCAGUUCAACUAGCAGCACGAGAUCUGGGGGUAGUGGAACAUCCAGCGUCCAGCCGGAAGUAUUGAUUCGUCAGAUUUGUACUUUCAUACAGCAAAGGGGCGGGAGUUCCGAUUCUGCGACCAUAGUGCAGCACUUCAAGGACAGGGUACCAUCUAAGGAUCUGCCAUUGUUUAAGAAUCUCUUGAAAGAGAUAGCAACUCUGAAGGACGACCCAAAUGGGAAAGUGUGGGUUCUGAAAUCGGAAUACGAACAAUAGAGCAUUCUGACUGCCGGUGCUGCUCUCGCUGCUGAAGAUCAUACUGGUACCCUAAUGGUUACGUGGUUGCAUCUGAAACUCAGAAAGUUUAGAUCAUUGAUGCCAUAGAGACAGAAUACUUCCAGUGAUGGGUAAUGAUGAUUCCAAGUCCAUCGUAGUGAUGCUGCAUUAACUCAAAAGUUGCAGAUUUUUUCACUGAGGGAUGAGUUCGGAGGUUGGAACUCCGGUUUUCUCUUUACUGAGAAGCUCUUCUCUGAAGGUUGGCAGUUGGCACCCAAAUCCGACGACAAGCCAAUCCCAGUAUGGAAGUCGACAGUCGUUACGAGUUUCUAUUGUUGGGUCGCCGGUUAAGGCGUUUGCACUGUACCGACAAUUCAUUCGUUACAUGAUUUCAUUGAUUUUUUCAGGUGCAGAGUUCCAGAAACGAAAUAUCAAAGAAAUCUUUGCUAUUUAUGGAAAUGAAGCGGAUUUGAUUUGAUACACUUUUCCAUCCAACACUUAUUCCCACCGAUGAACACUCAUUAGCUAGCCGGCCUUUCCUUACACGUAAAGGUAGGAUCACAAUUCACAAGUCACAACUCUCAAGUUCAUCAGUUCUCUUUUUCUUUUUUUGCUCUUUCUUCUCUCUGAUAAAUGGAAACCCAAAACGGGGAAAUCAUACUAUAAACUCACUCUCACAUAAUAAACAGGUAACCAACCAAAGUCACAAACACCUGAAUUCCAUCACCGCCAUUUACUUCAUUCAUGUCUAAUAUUAGAAAGCCGCCCAUCCCGAUGCAGUUUUUGUCUUUUCUCCUCUUGUUGAUGCCUUGGUCGCCGGCGGGAGAUUCCUCUGCCACAAAGAAAACCCAACCCUCAGAUUGAACUACAUGUUUGUUUGACUGGUUGCCGCCGGCAAUUAGGCUAACAAGAACCCACAACGGAGAAAGUCUGGCGUUUUGUAAUUCGAUUGCCAGAAGCUUGAAUUGAGCGCUUUCAUUCACGCAAUUCUUAGAAGUCUACUAAAAGAGAAGAGAUGCAGACAUACCUGAAGCUGUGAAAAAUCUGAUAACGAAUCGGUAGAACUCCUGCUAUUACUAUUGCUACUGUCCUUGGUUGCCCUCCCACCAGCUGUACUUGUUAUCCGAACAACCGCCAGGUCGUUAGGUGGCGGCGGCAACGGCGACCUUAUCUUGCCGGCCGCAGCCGGAGGUGGGGCAAGGCUCAACGGUUUAGCCUUCCCUGUCGCUGCAGUCCCGCCGGCUAAUCCCGCAGCAGACAGCAUUCCGGUUCCACUGCUAGUCGGCUUAGGCUUUACAUUUAUCCGAAUCGUCUCCCCUUCCUUGAGCCGGUGAUUUACGGCGGGGUGGAUGUCGAUGCCGUCGGCAGCACCGGCGGCACUGCUCUCCCCGGUUUCCUUGUCGUGCUCCCUGCGGACGUACUUCUCGUGAUCGGAGAGGGCGACGUUGAAAUCGAACGCCUCGUUCCGCUCGGCGAACCCAAGGCCGAUGAAGGCGUGCUUCCCAGCGCCGUCCUCGAUCUUGAGCACGAAGUAGCGCGACGAGUCCAGCACCGGCUCCACCGACGUCUCCCGCUGCCCCCGCGGGACGAAGCAGGCCGCGAACAGAUCCCCCGAGUUCGGAUCCUCCAGCCGGAUCUCGCACCGCUCCUUGCAGGAAACGACCCGGAGCCGCCCCGACCAGAUCUUGUCCGACUGCAGCCACUCCCCGCACUUGUAGCCGCCGGAGGUGGAACGCGGCGGGAUUUUGUACACCGCCACCUCCCGGACCACCAGCAGGGUGUGCUCGAACGAUUCUUCGUCCUCCUCCAACGACAUCGUAUUCCUUCCUUCUGCUGCCAACUCUCUCUCUCUCACUUGAGCUGCCCUCUCUUUCUUUCUCUCUCUCUCUAUACCACGCGCACAAAAAUGGAGCAGAGAGAGAAGGCCGGGGAUUUGAAGGAUACGUUUCCUGGCCAAGCGAGAGAUGGCGAAUCGCUGAGACGUGGGUUUGAAGAGUGUGGCUGAUUGGUCAACUGUCGUGCACCAGAGAAGAGAAAAGAAAGAAGAAGGUUCUAUUACCGAUUUACCCCUCCUUGGUUUCCGGCAAGAUUUUACGCUACGCGUUUCCGCACUUUUUUCUCCUUCAAGGCUUUUCGUUUUGGGCCCCAGAUUACAUCUGGGCCGCAGGCCCAAUUCUCCUCAGUUUAAAACCCUAAAAACCCUAGCAUUCCCCCAAGUUUCUGACUUCUGAGCUUGUUCGUCAACUUUGCUGGGAUUUUGCCGAGAAUCGCCUUCUGCCUGCGUCUGUGUUUACUGGUGUUGACAGCGGAGAUUCACGAUGUUGCUUCAGUGCUACAUAAACGAGAAUGGUGAUAAAGUCUACACCACCAAGAAAGAAUCGCCGCAUGGAUUGCCUACGCAGUCUGCUCAUCCUGCUCGCUUCUCUCCCGAUGACAAAUACGCAAGGCAGAGGUAUCUGCUGAAGAAGCGGUUUGGGUUGCUGCCAACACAGCAGCCUCCUCAGAAGUACUGAGAAUGGUUUUUGGGUCUAAACAUGAUGCAGUGAAGGUUUAUCUGACCCACACAGGUCUUCCUCUUGCUAUUUGGAUUGUACAGUUGGCCAUUUGUAUGGUCUUUCGGAUGUGGCUGUGUAAUUGCUUUCAGAAUGUGGGUGCUCAACGGUUUGGAUUCUCUAUCAAGAUGGAUAUCUCGAGCUCUGACUCUGUAAUGCUUGAAGCCAAUUGUGUAAUCUAGUUGUUUGAACUCUGCUGUUUUGCAGCUAUGCGUGUUAUUUUAUUUCGUGUCAUUGGUACGGCUUUUGUGGUUGCUGAUAUAACUAACCAGGCUGUGGGUCCAUGGAAGUAAGCAUUUUAUUGAUAACUGGAUCAGAGCUCAGCCUAUUGACCGGGUUGGCAUAGUGAGGGGCUGCAAAUGAACAAAUUUGCUUGCGAGCAAUUCCCAUUCAAAAUGGGAAGUACUUAUUCGGUACUUGAGUCGUGGGUUGUCUCUUUGAGUAAGUUGGCUUGUGAGUUGUCUUGUCUACAAAUGGGUCAAAUUCAUGCUAAAUUAUGCUUAGCUUGCCAG